Molecule: messenger RNA, 1246 nt
Organism: Trifolium pratense (red clover)
Lineage: Eukaryota; Viridiplantae; Streptophyta; Magnoliopsida; Fabales; Fabaceae
Product: chaperone protein dnaJ 6-like
Exons: 8
Coding region: 157-1020 (287 amino acids)
Source: RefSeq, a predicted model, not a curated record
CUAGCGCCCAAUCUUUUCUUAUUUAUUUCGUUUGAAUUUAUUAAUUUAAAUUAAAUAUUUAUAAAUAUCAAUUUAUUUAAAUUAACUACUACUCCUACAACCAUAUUAUAGGAGUAUUAAUUUGGUUUUAGUUAGAAAAAAGAAAAGAAAAAGAAAAUGGGUAAGACGAAGAAGAAGAGAAGUAGGGUUUCCGUUUCCGACGACGAUGAUGAAGAAAUCCGAUCUGAUAAUAUCAAUAACGACGAUUCCGAUCAAAACCAAAACUCUCUCUACCAGGUUCUUGGUGUGGACAAAACAGCAUCUCAACAAGAAAUUAAGAAAGCAUAUCACAAAUUAGCGUUGAGACUUCAUCCUGAUAAGAAUCCUGGUGAUGAGGAAGCUAAAGCCAAGUUUCAACAACUGCAAAGUGUUAUCUCAAUUCUUGGAGAUGAACAAAAGCGGGCAGUGUAUGAUCAGACUGGUUCUGUUGAUUGUGCUGACCUUGGAGGAGAUGUUGUCCAGAAUCUUCAUGAAUAUUUCAGAACAAUGUACAAGAAGGUUACUGAAGCUGAUAUUGAAGACUUUGAAGCAAACUAUAGGGGAUCUGACUCUGAGAAAAAUGAUUUGAUUAAUCUUUACAAGGAAUGCAAGGGUAAUAUGAAGAGGUUAUUUUGUUCAAUGCUUUGUUCGGAUGCUAAACUCGACUCACAUCGGUUCAAGGAUAUUAUUGAUGAGGCUAUAGCUUCUGGAGAACUAAAGGAAAAGAAAGCCUACAAGAAAUGGGCAAAGAAAAUUUCCGAAACCAAGCCACCAACUAGUCCUUUAAGGAGGAAAAAAGCAAAUAAGGAACCAAAAACGGAUUUGUAUGCUAUCAUAUCAAAACGACGAGAUGAGAGGAAAGAUCGGUUUGAUUCUAUGUUCUCAUCUCUAAUUUCAAAAUAUGGUGGAGGCCAUGUGCCAGAACCCUCUGAAGAGGAGUUUGAAGCGGCACAAAAAAAGAUGGAAAGCCGAAGAUCCUCAAAAAAGCCAAGGCGAAAGUAACCUACUUGCCUUUUUUGUGUAUAGUUUGUUCCUCUCAUGGUGAGUGUCACGUCACCAUUGUUAGUAGGAAUUCCUAUCUUCUUUUUUUUUUUCGUUAAGGCUAAACGAGGCUGUUAUUUUCUUAAGCAAGUUUAUGUAACCGGUUAGUUCAAGACCAGGAACAUUCCUAAAAUUUUAAGGUCUGUGUUAUCUUUUACCAAUGCAAGUCUUCAAUGUUCUUGGUGAA